GCCGAGGGUACGACAGCCGCCUCGCCUCGCCAUCGCAGGGUACCGCUCCUUCCAUCGUUUUUCGUAUGUUGCCAAGAGGGUAGCAGAGACGUCGCGUGGCUGCAGUGACACAGGAUGGACGUAUCCUCGCAGGUGGCGGAUGUGGCGGGGCAGCUGGCCCAGGCCGUCAACACCACCAUGGACCCGACAGUCCCGCACGCCGUCAGAUUGGCCUCUUACAACCUCUUAGAGAAGGUCAAAGAGGAGAGUGAGGUGGCCGUCGGUUGCGGAUUCCACAUGGCCCACCCUUCCAAGGAGCCGGUUGUGCGCCACCUGGGCCUCCAGUUACUCGAACACACCAUCAAGUACAAGUGGGUUGAAUAUAGCCUACAGUUUUGUAUAUUCAUUUUAAUUGAAUUUUUUUUUUUGUUGCAGGAAAAUACAAUGCAACUUGUCACUGAUGGAACCCUUGACCUUCUGACAGAGCAGUUAUAUGUUAAAGAUAAAGUGUCCAGACUUGUGGUGGAGAUGAUGAAGCGUGAGUGGCCGCAGCAAUGGCCGGGGCUGCUUGAAGAACUCCACGCACUUUCCAAGAGAGGGCCAACGCAGACAGAGCUGGUCCUCUUUGUGUUCCUGAGGAUUGCGGAGGAUGUGGCAACGUUGCAGAAUUUGGAGUCGAACCAGAGGAGGAGAGACCUCUACCAGGCGAUGACAGCCAAUAUGGAGAGCAUGUUUGGCUUUUUCUUGUCUCUGCUUGAAGAGAAUUACAAGCUGUACGAAGCCACCAUGAAAGCGCAGAACCUCCAGCCAGCACAGCAACACUGCAGGGUCAUGCAGGUAGUUCUGAUGACUCUGACAGUGUAUGUGGAGUGGGUUUCAGUGCAACACAUCUUCGCAGAUGAUGGGAAACUCCUGAAGUCACUCUGCUUCUUGCUGAGUGAAGACAAUCUCAAGAUGGAGGCGGCAGAAUGCCUGCUGCAAAUUGUGAGUCGGAAAGGAAAACUGGAUGAGCGAAGACCCCUCAUUCUCCUGUUUGGCAAGGCCCCAAUGUCAACCAUAUUUGCAGCAGCAGACAGAGCAGUGAUGGGGACCCUGAGUGAACACAAUUACCGGUUCCUCAAAACUCUAACUCAGGUGCUCACAGCCCUAGGGUCCCAACUCUGUGCGUUGUGGGGUAAGGAAGCCGACGUUGGUGAACCCCCAAACUUCCGGGUGUACCUUGACGCGAUGCUGGCCUUCACAGGACACCCAAGCCUCCACAUUUACAACUUCACCAAUGGGCUCUGGGGGCAGCUCUUCCGACACGAGCACAUACCUCAGAGCAAAACCCUCCAGGCUGUAUUGCCGUCAUGGAUCACCAUCGUCUCGCGAAUGGUCAUGAAGCAUGGCUAUCCUUCGAAGAAUGACUCGGAGAGCUGUCAGUAUUCAAGGCUGGAUUUUGACAGUGAUGAGGACUACUCGUAUUUCUUCUAUAAGGUGCGCUCGGAGACCCUGGAGACGAUCAAGGCGGCUUCCCUCCUGGCUCCCGAGACCCUGUACAGCUUCGUGGAGGAGUGGCUCAAGAACCAGGUGAAGAAAGCAGCUGAUCUGGGCCAGCAGGAGAAACAGCUGUGCAACCUCUUCUCUCCUUUCUACCUCGAGUGGGAAGCGUUGUCUCAGGUGUUGGAGAGUGUGAUGAGUAGAGUGAUGCAGAGUGAAGGUUACAAACCCACAGCAGAGAGUGGCUUGGAGCUACUUCGUCUGUGCCUCUCGUACCAGACCACAGACCCACUUAUUCUGUCCACACUACUCUCCUGCAUCUCCGGUCUCUUUGUCUUCAUCCGGCUGGUGCCAAGUGUGCUGCCUGAUGUGCUCAACAAAAUCUUCUCAGCCCUGACUUUCUCUUUGCCCGGUCAGACGAAAGAUUCCCGGAGUAGGGCGGUCAAGAACGUAAGGCGGCACGGGUGCUCGCUUAUGGUGAAGAUCGCACGUAGCUACCCAGAUAUCUUGCUUGAGGCCUUUGACUUUAUCAAUGGUGUGGUAGACAGCCUGAGCCACAACCCACAGGAGCUAUCCCAGAUGGAGAAGGUGACCCUCCAAGAGGCCCUCAUGAUCAUCAACAACCACUUCCACAACUUCGAGAAACAGAGCACUUUCAUUGGCAAGGUGUUAGGUCCUGUGUCUGAGAUUUGGCUUAACAUGAAGCAGCCUUUUAGCUCCCCCUUGGAUUUCAUGUCUUUUGUGGGACUGGACAAGGCACCUGUAGAGCCCAGUGAGAAUGAUGUCAAUGGGCAGAACAGAGCGCAGAUUAUCUUUUGCGUCAACCUGAUCAUGGCUGUGAUAAAGCGUUCAGAGUUCCCCACUGACACUGAUGUGGCAGAACGUGGUGGUUUUAUCCUUGAACGCUCUGAUUCUGGGGCUGUUUUCUGCCGCAAUCCUGCUACCCCACACGUCAUGCCCUUAUUGCACCAGCUGUUCUGUUUGGUGAGGCUUUUUAAUGCACUCUGGCAUCCCGAGGCCUUGGCCUGUGUCUCACCAGGCUAUUCCAAAGCCCAUAACCUUCCUGAGGCAGAGAGGAAUAAUAUCUUAGGAUUAGCAACUAUUAACUCAUCGGAUCCAUGUAUAGAUUCUCCCAAGGUCCAGCAACCCCUGGAACGGAUGCAGUUCUUCCUGUCGAUGAUGCACGACAACUGUUACCACAUCCUUGGCAACGCAGGAGUGUCUCUCGGUCUCCAGUUCUACCAGCAUCCACACCUUACAGACUACCUGGUGCACUCUUCCCUGGCCAACUUGCACCUCGUACCAGAUUAUCGUCUCCGCCCAAUUAUUCGCACAUUCCUAAAGCCUUUCAUCCAGUGGUGUCCACCCCAGUGCUACCAGACAGUGCUCUUGCCGAUCCUCAACCACUUAUGUCCAUUCAUGUUGGAUCGGCUAAGUACCAGAUGGGGUCACCUCACUAGCCUAAUAGAAAGCGGGUCUUAUGAGGAGGAAAACACCGACACUCAGGAAAUGCUUGAGGACCUUUUAAUUCGAAUGUUGACACGAGAAUAUGUUGAUCUUUUAAAAGUAGUGCUGAUUGGAGGUCCCCGUGGAGGUUGGCAGGACAACAUGGAAGGAGCGAUGGAGGCCGAGAUGGACGUCCCCGUCUCGCCAGCUUGCAAUAGCCAGGAGACCCUGUCUGACUUGGGCCAGCUUGUCCUUGGCUGCGACACCAUCUGCCAGGCCAUUGUCACGACGCUGUUGAAAGUGCUGUGGUGGCAGGACAGCGGCGCUUGCCUGAAGGCGGUGGGGGUGGUCGGGCAGGUGCUGAGAUGGCUGGUGGGCGAGGGGCAGCACCUGAGCCCGGACGCCGUGAGACAGGUGCUGCUGGCCGUCCUUCAGGGGCUGCACACGCACGGCCAGCACGACGCCAACCAGAGCGCCCUCCUCUCCCUGGGUCUGGCCACCUACGAGAUGUUCAGGCCGCACUUCCCCAACAUACGGGAGGUUCUGCUAGGCUUACCGGGCGUGUCGGCGGAGGACGUGCAGCGGUUCGAGGAGAAGAUCCUGAACUCGAAUGCGGCUGCCAAGAACAGCAAGACCGAGAAGAUCAAGAAGGACAAUUUCAAAAAACUGGUCAUUGAGAUCGUGGGGCGCAACGUGGGCCAGGCGUUCAAGAAGGAGGUGCACAUGAACAACCUGCCGCCCAUGUUCAAGAACCCGCGCCCCAAGCAGCCUCGCGUGGACGACACCGACGCCGACAUCGGCCUGUGCUCGCUCUUUGGCCCCGACCUGGCCGAGUCCAAUGGCCACCAGGCGAUGGCCUCGUCGUUCUAGUUACCGUCGGGAGAUUGAACGCGCGAACCACCUCGUGAACCGCGGGAAACAGGAACCGUGGAACCGUGGAAACCAGUGAAUGUGAAAAAAAAUGGAACCGUAAAAUAAACUCUGCAAUGGGUCGUUAGGAAGUUGGGGAGGUGGGACAUUAUUUUUAAAUUAAUUAAUUAUAUAUAUAUUUUUUUUGUUACAAGAGGAGGAGGUUCUUGCAACGCGAAGAGGAGGAGACCCAGGAGUGCAAAGGGCUCCUGGGUUUCAGUUUCGUUGUGCGAAUUAGCAGGGGGUACUUCCUGGACGCUCGAUGUGAAUGUGUGUCAUCAGCUUCUGUGAUCAUUAAUCCUAGAUUUGCUAGUCUUGCCUUACGAUGCUUUACAUAAUGAAUUUCGAAGUGGCUGACAAGAACAGACAAGUGGUUAUCAGUUCCUGAUUGAAAUGUAUAUAGUUUUCAACCGCCAAGAGAUAGACCUCGGUUUCUCAAAAUUUUGUUACAACCCUUACACAAAAGACGCCACAAUAGUUAUCUGUGUUGAUUAGAUAUCAGUGUGAACUUUUGGGCAAAGUUGCUACUAAUCUGCAUGGAGGUCUUUGGGUAUCAUGAAUCGUACCCAAGAUUCCAACGGGUGAACUGGCCUGCUCUCUAGGAAGUGCAUUUAGAGUACUUUUUGGCUGAAAUGGACACCUUUGUAUUUUCGAGUGAGGGCAGCGGAAGAUUACACACAACCAAAGACGGGGAUUUCUUGAUAUACUGAGAAUCUAGCAGUUUAUUCCUUGGUAUACUAGAAGAGAUCUGAUGGUAUCUAUGCAAAUGUGAUGGAGCAUAUGUCGGCAUCGGUAUAAUCGCGUGUUGUUUGAAAAGAGUUGAAGUAUCGGGUGAUCCAAAGGAAAAUUGUCAUUUCAAAGAGCAGUUGGACUUUCUCCGAGAGUAGCAGGUUUGGCUGAUAUGGUUAGGUGGAAGAGGCCAUUUGAAGAAGCCCCUAAACCUGAUAAGAUAAUAUUGAAACAGUGAGUUCCUGGAUUAUUUGCCGGUACAAAGAAUAGGACGUUGUACCAGUUUACAGUGGUCCAUGUGGAACAUUACAAGCAUCACUUUUUGUUCAGCAUAUUCAGCUAAGGAUUUUUUUUGUGACACUUGUAGUGUAGUUGUGUACAUAAACUUUUUUGGUAUUUUUUUCAUUCCAAUUUUUUUUACCCUAAACAUAUUUUGCAUCUCGUUUUUUUUUUUAAUUAAUAGAGUGACGUCAUAUGAUCUGGUAAUGUUAACCAGGAAGUCCACCAAGCUUGUCACACCCUCAACCAGUGCUGUUGUUUUCCAAAGAUCUUUUUUUUUUUUUGUCAACUUCGCAGACUGUGAUAUAUAUUCAGAGACAACCAUCAUUCGUGGCUGUGCUUUUUGAACUGCCCAUUCAGGAAAAACUAAGAAAAAGAAAAAGAAAAAAACAAAAAAACAGCUUCCAACAUCCCUUUCUUCCCUUCCCCCCAUUUCCCGUACGAUUUUUUUUUUCAAGUAUCAUAACAUUUUCUUUUUCUUAGAGAGGGUUAUUUCGGUCUGGAGAUGGUUUGUCUGAUUCUCUUUUUAAGAAAGUGAGGACGUGAUGGAAGGGGUUUUGGGGGGGGGGCAGUGUGGUUAGGAAGAAAUGCAAGUUGAAUAACAUUAAAUCACUAAAGAAAAAAGAAAGAGCAAAUAAAGAGAUUGAAAAGCAAUUAUCAUCGAAUAGUUAUAUAUAUAUAUAUAUAUAUAUAUAUAUAUAUAUAUAUAUAUAUAUAUAUAUAUAUAUAUAUAUAUACAUACGCACAUUUAUUAGAAGACAAAUUUGAUUAUAUUAAGAUAGGUUUCAUGGAUGUUAAGCUCCCGUUCUCGCGCAGAAGGCAGUCCUCCUCCUCCCCAGCAGAGAACCCAAAGAGCGGUCGACUGUGAUAUCUUCCUAGUACAAAAAAAGGGGCAGAGAAGCCUGUGAAAAAUGAACUCCUUUGAGACAACUUUAUUUUUGUGAUGAUGAUUGCGAAGAAUUCUUUUGUCUACUUUUUUUUUUUUUUUUUUAAGUUAUGUGAAAAUAUAAUGGAUGGGGGAAAAAAUUGAUUAACGUAAUGAUAAUAACAAUAAUAAUGACAAUGAUAAUAGGAAAGAUUACGAUAAUAAUAAUAAUAAAAAAGUGACGAGUUAAUAACGAGUUUUAUGUUAUCGACUCAAGAAUAAAAGGUGUCUGUACUUUGAUUGUCAGGAAUUAAAAUGUUACUGAAAGAA
This is a messenger RNA of Penaeus monodon (black tiger shrimp), 6016 nucleotides long. It is a transcript of the gene Ranbp21, whose product is annotated as exportin-5-like. Bases 115 to 3774 code for a protein of 1219 amino acids. The record is from RefSeq and is a predicted model, not a curated record. Gene Ontology annotation, cellular component: cytoplasm; RNA nuclear export complex; nucleus. Lineage: Eukaryota; Metazoa; Arthropoda; Malacostraca; Decapoda; Penaeidae. Gene Ontology annotation, biological process: RNA export from nucleus; protein export from nucleus. Gene Ontology annotation, molecular function: RNA binding; nuclear export signal receptor activity. The transcript has 19 exons.